AAAUUAAUUCUUAUAGCAGGAUUUACAUUCUUUUUGUGAAGCAGCUGAUAAUUGUGUGAAUUGUGGUUUAGUUUAAGAGAUUACAGAAAAAGUCAAGUAGUUCAGGCUUGUGAGAAUAACUAUUAUACAUAGAUGAUAUUAUACCCCAGAAAUAAUUUAAAUAAAAUUGAUGACUUUGAUUAAGGAGUCCCGUAGGUCCUAUUAUUUGUUAAAUGGUGUUAAGACAUUUUUUAAUGUUUUAUAAAAUAAUUUUUAUCAUCCUACAAGGAAGGUGUUGCGGCGGCAGCAGAUUCUGCAGAACGCACGCCCUCUUGAGGACAAACGUGCAUUUGCGUCAACUUAAAAUAAUCGUUCUACAUUAAUUUUCCCUCCACUGGGAGGCGUGUUGAGCCGAAUCCACUUUGAGAUAUUUUGUAUAUGGGCAACUACUGUUUGAAUGCUAAAACAAUUAAUAAACAAAGUAAUAAAUAAAUAUAAAUAACUUAGGCUUUAAUUGAAGACUCUUCAUCUGUUCACCCACCUUUUCUCAUCCUUCUAAAGUUCAAUAUUCCUAACUUGACAUUGAGUUUUCUUUGUUUGUUUUUAUAGUACGUUAACAGUGUAGCUGCUACACUGUGUAACGUGUUUCGGGAGCGUGCACGGGGGCGCGCUACGCGCGGAGCGUCCUUUUGGUAUCCAUGGAAACCCCGGACAGCAACAAGAGCGCGGCGACAGAAAGUGUCCUGUCUGAGAGUCAUCUCUCUUCCACACCGCUGCCCAGAGUUGUCUAACAGCUGUUUGGAGGGAGACCGUCAUUGUGUCUGAGUUUCUGCAGGUCGAUCAGGUUGGUUACAACUGAAUGAUCCUGGACGUUUCCUUCUGGGGGAGAGAUGGAUACCAGCUCUCAGACACUUCCACCCUUGUCUCCAUUUCCCACCACUUUUGUAGGCUCUCUGCCCUUCUCCACCUCCUCCUCCUCCUCCUUGGAGCAGACCUACUCCAGUGGCCAUAUUUCACUCCCUCUCUCACCUAUUUCAUUCCCCCCGUCUCCUUCCUCCCUGUCUCCAGCCACAGCAGAGUCCACCCACUCUUCCUUCUCUCCACUCUCACACUGCACAGCAUCGCAGUGCCUCGAAGAACAAACCAUCAAAUUCCUCAACCCUGCAAAUGUUUCUGACCAGGAUGACCUGACCUGCCUUAACUGGCUACAUCAGAGGGGCAACCUGCUGCCACUGCAGCCCCUCCCCAAAAUACUGCCUCAGCUGGAGUCAUCCGCACACACUCAGCCUCCUUCUCCUGCCUCCUCCAAACCGCCUUACUCUUUCAGUAGUCUGAUUUUCAUGGCAAUAGAAGACUCGCCAGACAAGAGGCUUCCGGUGAAAGACAUCUACGAGUGGAUCGUGAACAACUUCCCCUACUACAGGACAGCCUCGGGGGGCUGGAGGAACUCUGUCAGACACAAUCUGUCCCUGAGCAAGAGCUUCAGCCGCAUCCAGAGAGACAAGGGCCAGUCGGUGGGGAAGGGAUCCCUGUGGUGUGUUUGUCCCGAGUAUCGGCCUGCGCUGCUUGAAGUACUUAGGAAGACCCACAGUUAUCACAGCACUAAUAGCAAUUUGAUCAACAAGCCUGCACUGUUGGAAGAAACUGACUAUGAGGUUCCUGCAGUGUGUGACUCUAUGGAAAUCUCAGAUUCUCUCUGUCAGACUCUCCUCCUCUCUAUUCCUUCACCCCAAACUCUGACCUCUGAUAACCCAGCCUUUGGUGAAAACCCACCAUACCUUCUGACCCCCGACCACGAGGAGCUUGUCACCAUGGAGUCAACUGAAUACCAGCAGGAAGAGAUCAUUGAGGACAUGGAGAAAGACCCUCUGGCAGACAGUGGCUACAUCGAGUUGCACUACUACCAGUCUCAGGAGUUCCAAUACCUGGUGCUGCCCGGCGACACCGAGCUGGACCUGGAGACUGUGGAGAUCCUUCAGUUGGACGCUGAAGCGCAGGAGGCUGCUGGAUCACUGCUGGACCUGGCAGGUGGUGGAUAUUGAUUAGAUAUUCCAUGUUACAGACACAGUUGAAGCUAAUGCUCCUGUCAGCUUUGAUUGAACCGUUAUUUUCUUUAAUUGGCUGGUUCUUUGUGAAACACCAAUACUGCCCAAGACAUGUGUAUUGUUGUGUAGUUAGUGUACAAUUAUAGACGAUUUUAGUAAAAGACUAAUUUAAAUUAAGUUGACAUCGUUAUCAGGUGUGUAACCAGGCACUUUCAUCGCAGGACCUGGAGUCAAACAGGAGAGAAACAAACUUUAAGCCGAACCAUUUUAAACAUAUAUCAUGAUAUUUUUUAACUGAGUAUUCAUGAAACAUAGUAUUCAUUACAACAGGUUUCAAAUACAUUAUUGAUAGUAUAUGCAGGAAUUUACAUAAAAACAUUUCAGUUAUAUUAAAGGGCCACUAGUAGUGUAUGACGGUUUGUUCAUAUUGUAAUCAUACACUUUGCAAGUGUUCAGUAUUUUUUAGGUGGAAAUGUUGCCAGUAAGAAAUAGAAACUCUAGGUAGCAAUAAUGUAACCUAUAGAAGUUAUUUAAAAGUGGAGAAGGGUCAGAAUCAGCUCAUAAAUGAGACUACAGCACCCCCGCCAGGAUGGGAGGAGAACUACCAAAUGCAAACACAACAUUCCUGCAUAUUCAACUUUAUAAGUCCAUUCUCAGGUCUGGUUUUUUGUUUUGUUUUUUGUUUCAGCUUUUAAUUAAAAAAAACUCAUGAUAAAAAUGGGUAUUUAACACUGUGGUGGUGUGGUUUAACAACUGUGGGUCAAGACCCAAACACCAGUAAUAGGGCAAUGUUGGGUUGCAGGGCUGAACAAUACCACAUGACCAGUUUUUUAAAAAGAAUUUUAGCCUUUGCUUAAAAGAAUGUGUAUUACUGAAAGUUUUUGUGUAGUAAAUUAAAGUAUGUAGGAAAUUAGGUUGGAAGUGAAAGACUCAGGGUCCCAUGACUAGAUCAUUAAGAAACCACUGAUAUAAUGUAGUAUAAUGAUGUUUCCCAGAAAAAAAAAAUCAUAUCUAGGGCUUUUAGAGAAUAUACUAAGCAGCGGACUAAAUCAUUUCAUUUUAUUUCAAACAUACAAAUACUUCACAUUGUGAUUAAUUUAUGUUAUUAAUUAUUUAAAUCAAUAUUUGCUUCUUUAUAAGCAUGGUUUAAGUAGUUGUGUGUAAAAUAUUUAUUUAAAAUGUAGGCCUUCAUGUAGACUGUACUGAAAACGUAAGGCAGCACUACUUAGUGUGUAGUCACACUGCUAUAGCAUUUAUUUUUAUAUCCAAUUGGUUUACUCACAACAAUUGUUACGUUGUGUUCUCCUGAUUUUUAGUGUCCACUUGAUUUGACAACCUGACUGUGAUCUAGUGAUCAGCUUAGCUGUAAGAUCUUCGAGUUAUUUUGUAAGACCAUCUCACUGCCAUUGAAAGACACUUACACUUACAUACCAAGACACACUGCUUCUCUCUUAAUAAAAUGGUAUGUUUUUUUUUUUUAAAGCUGGAGAUUUUGUAAUCUAACAAAUAAAAUCCUUUUUGUUCUUGUAUAUCACAA
Cynoglossus semilaevis (tongue sole) is the source of this 3561-nucleotide messenger RNA. Its product is annotated as forkhead box protein N2-like. Gene Ontology annotation, molecular function: DNA-binding transcription factor activity; cis-regulatory region sequence-specific DNA binding. NCBI's taxonomy places the organism in Eukaryota, Metazoa, Chordata, Actinopteri, Pleuronectiformes, Cynoglossidae. Gene Ontology annotation, biological process: regulation of DNA-templated transcription. The record is from RefSeq and is a predicted model, not a curated record. Gene Ontology annotation, cellular component: nucleus. The transcript is spliced from 5 exons. The coding region runs from base 870 to 2021 and encodes 383 amino acids.